CUCUCGACACGGAGCACCCUUCUAGCUUCUUCGUCUCCAGGACGGACGCUCAGGCUCCUCUCUCGCCUUAGCCCAACUUGCUUUCCCGCCUCGCAAACUCCGGUUUCCCUCCACUCCCAACUCUUUUCACUACACGUUUCCCCUCCUCUAUCUCCCACGCCACGAACCCCGAUCCCCAAACUCCUCUCUCCCGCCCUCCUCCUUCCCCUCUCCUCCCUUCAACUCUUCAUCCGCUUCCACCUCAGACUCUGCGCGCACCCAAUUCAGUCGCCAUCUCCCGUUCGGCUCCUCGAAGCCAUGGCGGGACCUGGGGGCUGGAGGGACAGGGAGGUCACGGAUCUGGGCCACCUGCCGGAUCCAACUGGAAUAUUCUCACUAGAUAAAACCAUUGGCCUUGGUACUUACGGCAGAAUCUAUUUGGGACUUCAUGAGAAGACUGGUGCAUUUACAGCUGUUAAAGUGAUGAACGCUCGUAAGACCCCUUUACCUGAAAUAGGAAGGCGAGUGAGAGUGAAUAAAUAUCAAAAAUCUGUUGGGUGGAGAUACAGCGAUGAGGAAGAGGAUCUCAGGACUGAACUCAACCUUCUGAGGAAGUACUCUUUCCACAAAAACAUUGUGUCCUUCUAUGGUGCAUUUUUCAAGCUGAGUCCCCCUGGUCAGCGGCACCAACUUUGGAUGGUGAUGGAGUUAUGUGCAGCAGGUUCGGUCACUGAUGUAGUGAGAAUGACCAGAAAUCAGAGUUUAAAAGAAGAUUGGAUUGCUUAUAUCUGCCGAGAAAUCCUUCAGGGCUUAGCUCACCUUCACGCACACCGAGUAAUUCACCGGGACAUCAAAGGUCAGAAUGUGCUGCUGACUCAUAAUGCUGAAGUAAAACUGGUUGAUUUUGGAGUGAGUGCCCAGGUGAGCAGAACUAAUGGAAGAAGGAAUAGUUUCAUUGGGACACCAUACUGGAUGGCACCUGAGGUGAUUGACUGUGAUGAGGACCCAAGACGCUCCUAUGAUUACAGAAGUGAUGUGUGGUCUGUGGGAAUUACUGCCAUUGAAAUGGCUGAAGGAGCCCCUCCUCUGUGUAACCUUCAACCCUUGGAAGCUCUCUUCGUUAUUUUGCGGGAAUCUGCUCCCACAGUCAAAUCCAGCGGAUGGUCCCGUAAGUUCCACAAUUUCAUGGAAAAGUGUACGAUAAAAAAUUUCCUGUUUCGUCCUACUUCUGCAAACAUGCUUCAACACCCAUUUGUUCGGGAUAUAAAAAAUGAACGACAUGUUGUUGAGUCAUUAACAAGGCAUCUUACUGGAAUCAUUAAAAAAAGACAGAAAAAAGGAAUACCUUUGAUCUUUGAAAGAGAAGAAGCUAUUAAGGAACAGUACACCAUGAGAAGAUUCAGAGGACCCUCUUGCACUCACGAGCUUCUGAGAUUGCCAACCAGCAGCAGAUGCAGACCACUUAGAGUCCUGCAUGGGGAACCCUCUCAGCCAAGGUGGCUACCUGAUCGAGAAGAGCCACAGGUCCAGGCACUUCAGCAGCUACAGGGAGCAGCCAGGGUAUUCAUGCCACUGCAGGCUCUGGACAGUGCACCUAAGCCUCUAAAGGGGCAGGCUCAGGCACCUCAACGACUACAAGGGGCAGCUCGGGUGUUCAUGCCACUACAGGCUCAGGUGAAGGCUAAGGCCUCUAAACCUCUACAAAUGCAGAUUAAGGCACCUCCACGACUACGGAGGGCAGCCAGGGUGCUCAUGCCACUACAGGCACAGGUUAGGGCACCUAGGCUUCUGCAGGUACAGUCCCAGGUAUCCAAAAAGCAGCAGGCCCAGACCCAGACAUCAGAACCACAAGAUCUGGACCAGGUACCAGAGGAAUUUCAGGGUCAAGAUCAGGUACCCGAACAACAAAGGCAGGGCCAGGCCCCUGAACAACAGCAGAGGCACAACCAGGUGCCUGAACAAGAGCUGGAGCAGAACCAGGCACCUGAACAGCCAGAGGUACAGGAACAGGCUGCCGAGCCUGCGCAGGCAGAGACUGAGGCAGAGGAACCUGAGUCAUUACGAGUAAAUGCCCAGGUAUUUCUGCCCCUGCUAUCACAAGAUCACCAUGUGCUGUUGCCACUACAUUUGGAUACUCAGGUGCUCAUUCCAGUAGAGGGGCAAACUGAAGGAUCACCUCAGGCACAGGCUUGGACACUAGAACCCCCACAGGCAAUUGGCUCAGUUCAAGCACUGAUAGAGGGACUAUCAAGAGACUUGCUUCGGGCACCAAACUCAAAUAACUCAAAGCCACUUGGUCCGUUGCAAACCCUGAUGGAAAAUCUGUCAUCAAAUAGGUUUUACUCACAACCAGAACAGGCACGGGAGAAAAAAUCAAAAGUUUCUACUCUGAGGCAAGCACUGGCAAAAAGACUAUCACCAAAGAGGUUCAGGGCAAAGUCAUCAUGGAGACCUGAAAAGCUUGAACUCUCGGAUUUAGAAGCCCGCAGGCAAAGGCACCAACGCAGAUGGGAAGAUAUCUUUAAUCAGCAUGAGGAAGAAUUGAGACAAGUUGAUAAAGACAAAGAAGAUGAAUCAUCAGACAAUGAUGAAGUAUUUCAUUCGAUUCAGGCUGAAGUCCAGAUAGAGCCAUUGAAGCCAUACAUUUCAAAUCCUAAAAAAAUUGAGGUUCGAGAGAGAUCUCCUUCUGUGCCUAACAACCAGGAUCAUGCACAUCAUGUCAAGUUCUCUUCAAGCGUUCCUCAGCGGUCUCUUUUGGAACAAGCUCAGAAGCCCAUUGACAUCAGACAAAGGAGUUCGCAAAAUCGUCAAAAUUGGCUGGCAGCAUCAGAAUCUUCUUCUGAGGAAGAAAGUCCUGUGACUGGAAGGAGGUCUCAGUCAUCACCACCUUAUUCUACUAUUGAUCAGAAGUUGCUGGUUGACAUCCAUGUUCCAGAUGGAUUUAAAGUAGGAAAAAUAUCACCCCCUGUAUACUUGACAAACGAAUGGGUAGGCUAUAAUGCACUCUCUGAAAUCUUCCGGAAUGAUUGGUUAACUCCUGCACCUGUCAUUCAGCCACCUGAAGAGGAUGGUGAUUAUGUUGAACUCUAUGAUGCCAGUGCUGAUACUGAUGGUGAUGAUGAUGAUGAGUCUAAUGAUACUUUUGAAGAUACCUAUGAUCAUGCCAAUGGCAAUGAUGACUUGGAUAACCAGGUUGAUCAGGCUAAUGAUGUUUGUAAAGACCAUGAUGAUGACAACAAUAAGUUUGUUGAUGAUGUAAAUAAUAAUUAUUAUGAGGCGCCUAGUUGUCCAAGGGCAAGCUAUGGCAGAGAUGGAAGCUGCAAGCAAGAUGGUUAUGAUGGAAGUCGUGGAAAAGAGGAAGCCUACAGAGGCUAUAGAAGCCAUAGAGCCAAUAGAAGCCAUGGAGGAAGUGCAGCCAGUGAGGACAAUGCAGCCAUUGGAGAUCAGGAAGAACAUGCAGCCAAUAUAGGCAGUGAAAGAAGAGGCAGUGAGGGUGAUGGAGGUAAGGGAGUCGUUCGAACCAGUGAAGAGAGUGGAGCCCUUGGACUCAAUGGAGAAGAAAAUUGCUCAGAGACAGAUGGUCCAGGAUUGAAGAGACCUGCGUCUCAGGACUUUGAAUAUCUACAGGAGGAGCCAGGUGGUGGAAAUGAGGCCUCAAAUGCCAUUGACUCAGGUGCUGCACCGUCAGCACCUGAUCAUGAGAGUGACAAUAAGGACAUAUCAGAAUCAUCAACACAAUCAGAUUUUUCUGCCAAUCACUCAUCUCCUUCCAAAGGUUCUGGGAUGUCUGCUGAUGCUAACUUUGCCAGUGCCAUCUUAUACGCUGGAUUCGUAGAAGUACCUGAGGAAUCACCUAAGCAACCCUCUGAAGUCAAUGUUAACCCACUCUAUGUCUCUCCUGCAUGUAAAAAACCACUAAUCCACAUGUAUGAAAAGGAGUUCACUUCUGAGAUCUGCUGUGGUUCUUUGUGGGGAGUCAAUUUGCUGUUGGGAACCCGAUCUAAUCUAUAUCUGAUGGACAGAAGUGGAAAGGCUGACAUUACUAAACUUAUAAGGCGAAGACCAUUCCGCCAGAUUCAAGUCUUAGAGCCACUCAAUUUGCUGAUUACCAUCUCAGGUCAUAAGAACAGACUUCGGGUGUAUCAUCUGACCUGGUUGAGGAACAAGAUUUUGAAUAAUGAUCCAGAAAGUAAAAGAAGGCAAGAAGAAAUGCUGAAGACAGAGGAAGCCUGCAAAGCUAUUGAUAAGUUAACAGGCUGUGAACACUUCAGUGUCCUCCAACAUGAAGAAACAACAUAUAUUGCAAUUGCUUUGAAAUCAUCAAUUCACCUUUAUGCAUGGGCACCAAAGUCCUUUGAUGAAAGCACUGCUAUUAAAGUAUUUCCAACACUUGAUCAUAAGCCAGUGACAGUUGAUCUGGCUAUUGGUUCUGAAAAAAGACUAAAGAUUUUCUUCAGCUCAGCAGAUGGAUAUCACCUCAUCGAUGCAGAAUCUGAGGUUAUGUCUGAUGUGACCCUGCCAAAGAAUAAUAUCAUCAUUUUACCUGAUUGCUUGGGAAUUGGCAUGAUGCUCACCUUCAAUGCUGAAGCCCUCUCUGUGGAAGCAAAUGAACAACUCUUCAAGAAGAUCCUUGAAAUGUGGAAAGACAUACCAUCUUCUAUAGCUUUUGAAUGUACACAGCGAACCACAGGAUGGGGCCAAAAGGCCAUUGAAGUGCGCUCUUUGCAAUCCAGGGUUCUGGAAAGUGAGCUGAAGCGCAGGUCAAUUAAGAAGCUGAGAUUCCUGUGCACCCGGGGUGACAAGCUGUUCUUUACCUCUACCCUGCGCAAUCACCACAGCCGGGUUUACUUCAUGACACUUGGAAAACUUGAAGAGCUCCAAAGCAAUUAUGAUGUCUAAAAGUUUCCAGUGAUUUAUUACCACAUUAUAAACAUCAUGUAUAGGCAGUCUGCAUCUUCAGAUUUCAGAGAUUAAAUGAGUAUUCAGUUUUAUUUUUAGUAAAGAUUAAAUCCAAAACUUUACUUUUAAUGUAGCACAGAAUAGUUUUAAUGAGAAAUGCAGCUUUAUGUAUAAAAUUAACUAUAGCAAGCUCUAGGUACUCCAAUGGUGUACAAUGUCUUUUGCACAAACUUUGUAACUUUUGUUACUGUGAAUUCAAACAUUACUCUUUGGACAGUUUGGACAGUAUCUGUAUUCAGAUUUUACAACAUGGAGUAAAGAAACCUGUUAUGAAUUAGAUUACAAGCAGCCUUCAAAAGAAUCGGCACUGGGAUAAGAUUUUUCAGAAAAAGAAAAACAUCGGCAAACUGUGUGUGAUUUUUCCAAAGCUAUAUAAAGAACCAAAGGUUUAGUCAAGAAACAAAAAUCUUAAAGAUUAUUAUAACCCAGACUAAGGUUGAACAACCUGCAUGCCCAGAGAAAACUAUGGCGACAAAGGGGAAAAGGCCACCACUCGUUUUCUCACUGAUUCAUGCCAAUUAAGCCUACAGUUAAAGACCAGUUUUGUUCUUUUCACCCAUUUUUAAGCUGGUUUUCUCCUGAUAAGAAGAAAGGAAGAAAGCCCCAGACGCUUGGUUUUUCUCAGAACCCCCAAAAGAUGUGCAAUAGCUGUUGUUACAAACCACCAAAUAAUACAGUUGUGAGCCUGAAUACAGGACUGAACUCCUAUACACGUGUACUGUAGAAUGAGUAUUUUUUAAUACCUUAACGUAGGCGUCAAAUUCUACUCCCCAAAGCAGAUAGAUUGAUUUAUCAAAAUUAUUAUCUGGCCAACAGUGUGACUAUCAGACAGCAUCAAAUAUUUGCCCAAUCCAAGAUUAGACUACACAAAAGCUUCCUUCCAGUAUUAAACAAAAAGAAUUAAACAUAACUAUGAAAAAACUUUGCUAAUAUCUGUGUUUUUCAGAUUUCAUUUUUUGUAAAAUCAGAAAUUAAUCUAAACAUAUUCAGUGAUAAGUUCAUGUGUAACGACUUAAUGUUAAAGGUUAAAAAAAAGAUUUCACAAAAUAUACAACUUUCACCAUAUAUAUAAGCCUGCAAAAUUAGAGUAGUGAAAGUCAUGCUAGUCCAUCACCCAAAUAUGUUAUAGACGCCAUAGACAGGUGAUGUUUGGUCACCUAUGGUAACUGCUACCUGAUGAAGAGCAUAAUUUCUGCAUAUCCAUCCUCAAUACCAUGGUAAAUUCUGGGGCAAUAGAGAAGCAACAGAACUGCCACAAAGUAUACCUCAAUAUAAUUCCUCUAGUUCUGCUUCUAAAAUCUGAGGACAGUGCUAGUGGGAAAAUAAUUUUCAAACUACCUGGUUAACCAAAAUACAAAAGCAGCUGACUAUGUGUGAUUUCAUAAUAGCACAUUUCUUGACACUUAGUGCUAGAAAUGAAGAUUUGGAUUUUCUUAACAACUUACAUCAAGAAUGUAGUGUAGCUCAUUAUUGAGAAUUUAGGAAAGCCUGAAUCCAUUAAUUAAGGAAAUAAAUGUGACUCACAUUUCUUUUACUGUGACACAAUAAUGUGAUCCUAAAACUGGCUUAUCCUUGAGUGUUUACAACUCAAACAACUUUUUGAAUGCAGUAGUUUUUAAAAAAAAAAAAAACAAACUUUUAUGUCAAAUUUUUUUUCUUAGAAGUAGUCUUCAUUAUUAUAAAUUUGUACACCAAAAGGCCAUGGGGAACUUUGUGCAAGUACCUCAUCGCUGAGCAAAUGGAGCUUGCUAUGUUUUAAUUUCAGAAAAUUUCCUCAUAUACGUAGUGUGUAGAAUCAAGUCUUUUAAUAAUUCAUUUUUUCUUCAUAAUAUUUACUCAAAGUUAAGCUUAAAAAUAAGUUUUAUCUUAAAAUCAUAUUUGAAGACAGUAAGACAGUAAACUAUUUUAGGAAGUCAACUCCCAUUGCACUCUGUGGCAGUUAUUCUGGUAAAAAUAGGCAAAAGUGACCUGAAUCUACAAUGGUGUCCCAAAGUAACCAAGUAAGAGAGAUUGUAAAUGAUAAACCGAGCUUUAAAGGAUAAAGUGUUAAUAAAGAAAGGAAGCUGGGCACAUGUCAAAAAGGGAGAUUGAAAUGUUAGGUAAUCAUUUAGAAAGGACAGAAAAUAUUUAAAGUGGCUCAUAGGUAAUGAAUAUUUCUGACUUAGAUGUAAAUCCAUCUGGAAUCUUUACAUCCUUUGCCAGCUGAAACAAGAAAGUGAAGGGACAAUGAUAUUUCAUGGUCAGUUUAUUUUGUAAGAGACAGAAGAAAUUAUAUCUAUACAUUACCUUGUAGCAGCAGUACCUGGAAGCCCCAGCCCGUCACAGAAGUGUGGAGGGGGGCUCCUGACUAGACAAUUUCCCUAGCCCUUGUGAUUGGAAGCAUGAAAGUUCUGGCAGGUUAUGAGCAGCACUAGGGAUAAAGUAUGGUUUUAUUUUGGUGUAAUUUAGGUUUUUCAACAAAGCCCUUGUCUAAAAUAAAAGGCAUUAUUGGAAAUAUUUGAAAACUAGAAAAUGAUGGAUAAAAGGGCUGAUAAGAAAAUUUCUGACUGACUGUCAGUAGAAGUGAGGUAAGAUCCUCAGAGGAAACAGUAAGAAGGGAUAAUCAUUAAGACAGUAAAACAGGCAAAGCAGAAUCACAUGUGCACACACACAUACACAUGUAAACAUUGGAAUGCAUAAGUUUUAAUAUUUUAGCGCUAUCAGUUUCUAAAUGCAUUAAUUACUAACUGCCCUCUCCCAAGAUUCAUUUAGUUCAAACAGUAUCCGUAAACUAGGAAUAAUGCCACAUGCAUUCAAUGGGAUCUUUUAAGUACUCUUCAGUUUGUUCCAAGAAAUGUGCCUACUGAAAUCAAAUUAAUUUGUAUUCAAUGUGUACUUCAAGACUGCUAAUUGUUUCAUCUGAAAGCCUACAAUGAAUCAUUGUUCAACCUUGAAAAAUAAAAUUUUGUAAAUC
Molecule: messenger RNA, 7891 nt
Organism: Pan troglodytes (chimpanzee)
Lineage: Eukaryota; Metazoa; Chordata; Mammalia; Primates; Hominidae
Gene: NRK
Product: Nik related kinase
Exons: 28
Coding region: 298-4878 (1526 amino acids)
Biological process (GO): positive regulation of JNK cascade; protein phosphorylation
Cellular component (GO): cytosol
Molecular function (GO): ATP binding; protein kinase activity
Source: RefSeq, a predicted model, not a curated record